UGAAGGCAAUUAAAGGUGUGACAUCUGCCUUAAAACGAAAGUUAGAUGGAAGAAGACGCCAUUUGAACCUUGUUAUUUAGCAAGCGAGUGAUUUAACAAAACACCGAGAAAAAUAAAUUAGUAGACAAGAAAGCGCAAGACGGGACAGCCAAUCUUCAUUUACUCAGUUACUAUUAGCAGCUAUCCUACAUUUUGACCGACACCCCUCCCCCCAAAAAAGAAGUUGUUUCCUGGACUAAGUUAGCUACCAUGGCGUGCACAGCUACUUUGAAGCGUUCAGUGGAGUUGGAGGCCCUUCACAGCCCUCAAUCUCCAAAACGGCGAAGGUGCAGCAAUCUGCCAGGGACUCCGGUCUCCCCGUCUCCAAAGCGAUGCAACCUGCUGUCUGCUACAGGUGACAACAGUUCGAUGUCACCCCAAUCGACUUGUGGAGGAGAACACAGGCUCACCCCAGAGCAGAUUGUCCAGAAUCUUAGGCAAGAAUACAGCCGCUAUCAGAGGAGGCGGAAGCUUGAGGGGGCCUUCAACCAGAGCCAGUCCCAGAGUCUAAGUGAUGGCCCAGGCCAAAGCCCUGGCGUCAUGGCACCAAGCGCCCAACCAGGGUCUUCUGUGAAGAGGGACCAGCCCUGUUUCACACUGCACCAAGUUGGCUCUCUGUGUGAACGCAUUCUCAAGGACCAUGAUGAGAACAUCCGUGAAGAGUAUGAGCAAAUCCUCAACACUAAACUGGCAGAACAAUAUGAAUCGUUUGUGAAGUUCACACAUGACCAGAUCAUGAGACAAUAUGGCGCCAGACCCUCCAGCUAUGUCUCAUGAACUAUCUUAAAUAAAGAAGUUACCACCUCUCACGUCUAGACUGCUGCUCGCCUAUCUCCACAUUUUUCUUCACUACUUCAGUGCUAUGAUUUUCUUUUGACUUUUAACACUCAAUAAUCUGAGUUGUACUUGUGUGGGUGUGCUCUUUUUUUUUUGGAGAUGGCCAGUUGACUUCUAUUUAACCUCCCAAACUCACUGCUGCAGCAUGAAUCCUCACUUUUCACCAACCAUACAUGAAAAUGUGGUUCUCUUUUUUAAUUUUUUUUUAUUUUUUAGAAAUGAAAGUUAUUUGCCGUUUUGUGCUUUAUCUAAAUUGUAUUUGAUGUUAUACAGGGGGUACUUCAGUGUACUACAGACGGUCAAUUGUAGUUUUGCUUUUCUUGAAACAUAUUUUUGUACAUGGCUGAUUCUCCCCCCCCUUGUCUUGCAUAUUUCAAUUGAUCUACCCUUUCCAGAAACUGAUCAUGUCAACCCCACGAGAAUCUGUUUGGAAUUUGCAGGGUUCUUGUUCAGACAUUCUACCCAAUUAUGCUGCAAUUGAGGAGAUGCCAGCAAAAGCAUGUGUCGUUAUACUGCGCUCUUUAUGAAAUAUGCAGGCCAUUACUCCCAAGAAUAACAUGAAUGGAAGGGCUCAUUUGUUGACUGGUUAAGAUCCUUUUUUUACAGGGAUAGACUAUGGUUGAGGCUUUGUUUCAUGUGAGAAUGAAAUGCGGGGAAACUGCACCUAUCCUCUCUUGGUUUGGAAUAAAACACCAUUCAAGAAAAAAAGAUUGCGGUCAGAGUAAAGUAUAACUGCAGUUAUUCUGAAAUUACUGUGUCUAAAAUACACAUGGUUGAAUCUGCAGUCUUUUUUUUUUUUGUCUGUAUAGACUUGAUUCUGUUAUCUAUAAUACUUGGGCCCUUGAGAGGUUUGUAAGGGAACCACACUCAUUGUUGUGACCUUCUCAAAGUUUUGAAUCUGUAGCUGGUCCCCCUUUUUUUAUUUUUUUAUUUUAUUGAAUGUUCUGCAUAUGUUUUAUAAACUCUUAAUGUACUACUUGAUAUCCCUAUUCAAUUACUAGUUUUGGGUUAUUAGCCAGGGGAUCCUAUAAUACUGGUGUGUUCUGUAAAGCCUGUGAUUAGGACUGAAGGGGUUAUUUAGUCCUUUUACAUAGUACUACUGAAUACAGUGAAUGUAUGUCUUUUAACGGAUGGCUUUGGGUUGAAACAAAACUGAUUUUCAUCAUUCAAACAUGAGCUAAUGUGCUUCUUUACAAGCUGUAUACAUAGGGUGCAAUCCUACCAUUAGGAAGUGCCAUUUUAAAUGCAUCAUGAGUUAUGACCAUUUCUUUACACAGACGAAGACUUGAUUCUCUAAUUGUGUGGUUUUGGAUUGAGUUCUACAAGAAGAUCUUACUAUGAACUUUUAAUCAAAAAAUACCCAAUCCAUUUUUUAAAGUUGUCCUACAUGUUGUAGUAAUGUGUCCUUUUUGAGCUCAGUUUUGCUGUACACAAUUAUAACAUUGUUGAAUAUAAAGCCUUGAUUUGAAGGGAAUCAUUUUUAUAACAUUGUUGAAAUAAAGCCUUGAUUUGAAGGGAA
Oncorhynchus mykiss (rainbow trout) is the source of this 2395-nucleotide messenger RNA. Its product is annotated as akirin 1(2a). Gene Ontology annotation, cellular component: chromatin; nucleus. Gene Ontology annotation, biological process: negative regulation of skeletal muscle satellite cell proliferation; positive regulation of lamellipodium assembly; positive regulation of macrophage chemotaxis. Lineage: Eukaryota; Metazoa; Chordata; Actinopteri; Salmoniformes; Salmonidae. The record is from RefSeq and is a predicted model, not a curated record. Gene Ontology annotation, molecular function: transcription coregulator activity.